AUGUCGUACAACAAGGCCCCGUCCAUCACCGCCGAGACCAUAAAUCCCAGGGUCAAGAUCUUCAACUACGCACCUUGCGGGGAGAUCCUCAAGCACGCAGAGCGGUUGGAGCAGGAGAUGGAGGGAAACCCUGGUUCUCUCCCUUUCCAAGAGAUAAUAUACUGCAAUCUUGGGAACCCCCAGGUUCUUGGUCAGCCACCAUUAACUUUCUUUCGUGAGGUUCUUUCGCUGUGUGACAAUCCAACCCUCCUGGACAAAGAUGAAGCUUGUGCCUUAUUCAGUCCUUCUAGCAUAAAAAGAGCCAGGAGGAUCAUAAAUUCGAUUCUGAGCAAAGACACUGGUGGAUAUACUGAUAGUCGGGGAAUCAAAUGCCUGCGUCAAGUAGUUGCAGACGGGAUUACUGCAAGAGAUGGUUUUCCAUCAAAAGCAGAUGAUAUUUUUCUGACAGAUGGAGCUGGCGCAGCGAUCAAUUUGCUGAUGCAGAUACUCAUCAGGUCUCACGAAGAUGGCAUUUUGAGCCCUCUACCAGAAUACCCCUUAUACUCCGCUUCCAUCAUACUUCAUGGUGGAACGAUGGUGCCGUACAAUCUUACUGAAGAUAAUGGUUGGGGCCUUGAGAUUUUUGAAGUCAAGAGAUGCUUGGAAGAGGCUCGUUCAGCUGGCCUGACUGUUAGAGCUAUGGUGGUAAUAAACCCUGGCAAUCCUACUGGACAAGUGCUGUCCAUCACCAACCAGGAGGAGAUACUGGAAUUUUGUCGGAAGGAAGGUCUGGUUAUGCUUGCUGAUGAGGUAUACCAGGAAAAUCUCUAUGCAGAGAACAAAAAAUUCCAUUCUUUCAAAAAAGUGGCCAGAUCACUUGGUUAUGACGAAAAGGACAUCUCCAUAGUAUCAUUUCAUUCCGUUUCAAUGAGCUAUGGGGAAUGUGGGAGAAGAGGAGGCUACAUGGAGGUGACUGGUUUUGCAGAUGAUGUGAAGGAUCAGAUUUGCAAGGUGGCUUCUUUAACAAUAUGCCCCAACAUAGCUGGCCAAAUUCUUAUUAGCCUUGCAAUGGACCCACCAAAGCUAGGAGAUGAGUCUUUCGAGUUAUUUGAUGAUGAGAAGGAAAAGAUCCGUUCAUCUUUCAGGAAGCGUGCCAAGACCCUAGAGAAAGCUUUCAGCAGCAUGGAGGGCGUGAGCUGCAACAAUUUAGAGGGUGCACUGUACUUGUUCCCACGGCUCCACCUUCCCUCUGCCGCGAUCAGGGCCGCCGAGUCCAAGUGA
Messenger RNA from Miscanthus lutarioriparius, 1260 nucleotides. NCBI's taxonomy places the organism in Eukaryota, Viridiplantae, Streptophyta, Magnoliopsida, Poales, Poaceae. The record is from the annotation of a GenBank genome assembly.